UUCCAUUCGAAAGGCUGCAGCAGGAUGUGAGGACAAAGAUUUCAGCGACAACAAACGCUGCACGAAGAAGAGGGUUGGCGAUCCAAUUAAAAUCAUAUUGAUCCUCCUUUAAAUGUAUCAAACCAAUGAAAACUCACGGAAUAUUAUUUUGGUGAAUAGUUUCAGCUAUGUUUGAUAGAGAAUAUGAGGAAUCCAGCAGUGACUAUCUCGUAGCAGCGACAAUGCUCAGGCCUGUCAUCAGUGGUUUGUUCAGGUUUUGUCCAUCACAUCAAUGACCAUGGAUGUCAGAGCAGUUCUGGAGUUUGCCACAGUCACCAGGGGUCUGUCACUUGUUUUACAGGCUGUCUUGAAUGCUGCCAUCCCUGACCAUGAUGCCGAUGCGUUCAGGCCCCCGCGGACAGAGGAGCCUCUGUACUUGGACUCUGCAGUGGAGUGGUUGCUGGGUGGCCUCUCUCACUGGGACGCUGAGCAUUUCCUCUUUAUCGCUGAGAGGGGAUACCUUUAUGAGCACAACUUUGCUUUCUUUCCCCUCUACCCCGUCGUUCUCCGCGGCCUGGCAGAGACCUUGCUGUGGCCUCUGAGCAGUUGGCUGAGUGUGCGGGGGCGUUUGCUGGUGGCGGUGGCUCUGGGGAACACUGCGCUCUUCCUGCUGAGUGUGGUCGCCUUGCAUGCGCUUAGUAGAAUAGUUCUUCAGGACAGACGUCUUGCUCAGCUCUCCAGCUUGCUCUACUGCAUCACACCUGCUAAUGUUUUCAUGACCGCUGGGUACUCGGAGAGCCUGUUUGCUGCGCUCACAUUUGGUGGUCUGUUCCUCCUGGAGAAAGGAUUCACCUUCCGAGCCUGCUUGGCCCUCAGUAUAGCCACUGCAGCACGAUCCAAUGGACUUGUUAACAUUGGCUUUUUACUGUAUCUUCCAUCGCUGCAUGCGAUUUCCCAAAUUUGUGUCUAUCGAAUGACAACAAAAGGCCACAGUAAAGUCUUCCACUACAUUUGGGUCAUCAUCCGGCUCCUGCUCACCUCCCUUUUGGGAACUGCAAUUAUCGCCCUUCCCUUCUGUGCUUUCCAGUACUAUGGGUAUAGGACGUUUUGCACACCUUCCUUCUCCUUGGAACGGAUCCCGCCCGCUCUUCUGACGCUGGCUGAACGGAAGGGCUACCGGGUUCCAGAUGAAAAUGGUCCACCACCUCUCUGGUGCAUGAGACCCCUCCCCUUGCUUUACUCUCAUAUCCAGGAUGUGUACUGGGAUGUGGGAUUCCUCCGCUACUUUGAGCUGAAGCAGAUACCGAACUUUAUUUUGGCUCUGCCUAUGGCUACGCUCGGCAUUAUGGCAGCUUAUGCAUAUUUUCAAGCGAACCCAGAACUAUGUCUGAGACUCGGACUUUGGGAGACGGGUGCACACAAAGGGCUCAACAAACCCAUACCGGGAAUGUUCAACCCCAGAGUGUUUGUGUAUGUUGUACAUUCGACAGUACUUCUGGUGUUUGGAACAUUGUGCAUGCAUGUGCAGGUUCUGACUAGAUUCAUGGCCUCCUCGUCUCCCGUGCCCUUCUGGAUAAGUGCUCAUCUGCUCCUCCUCAAUGAACCGCUUCUUCACCGAAGGAAAACAUCAAACCCCAGCAUACAGCUGCAGACACAUUCCAGAAAUGGAUGCAAGCACACACCUCAAAACCCCAUCAUUGCUCUGCUGCCCCACUUCACAGCCUGUUCUCCGACAACACAGAGCAUCCUGGGAUACUUCCUCUCAUACUGGGUGCUGGGCCUCGCAAUGCAUUGCAACUUUUUGCCAUGGACAUGACUUAAAACAUUAGUCUGAGCUUUAAAUGCAAUAUUUCUAUGUAGGACUGGGCUGUAUACCAUAUUUUACAUGAUAUGAAUCCACGCACAGGUGCUUUUAUAGUACAUCAUCAGUAGUCCAUUUUAGUUGUUGUAAUCGUUGUGAAAAUAAUUGUUUACUUGAAUGCAAUAUUUUGUCAGUGUCACAUCCAUUUAGGAAAACAUUAUAGUCCAGCUCUACAUAAAACUUAUUGACACGAUUACAAUUUUGAUUCAUGCAAUAUUUGAUUAUUUGAUUUGCACAUCUCUGUUAAAGGACCACUGUGUAGGAUUUAGUGGUUACUGUAGACACAAGGUGGUGCAACAUGGUGGACUCCAUGUAAAAGGCUACUACUUCUGUACAUAUAAAAGGCUCA
Messenger RNA from Larimichthys crocea (large yellow croaker), 2189 nucleotides. It is a transcript of the gene pigv, whose product is annotated as phosphatidylinositol glycan anchor biosynthesis, class V. Gene Ontology annotation, biological process: GPI anchor biosynthetic process. The transcript has 3 exons. Gene Ontology annotation, molecular function: alpha-1,6-mannosyltransferase activity; GPI mannosyltransferase activity. Bases 272 to 1795 code for a protein of 507 amino acids. Gene Ontology annotation, cellular component: endoplasmic reticulum membrane; mannosyltransferase complex. The record is from RefSeq and is a predicted model, not a curated record. Lineage: Eukaryota; Metazoa; Chordata; Actinopteri; Sciaenidae.